AUGUCCCAAAGUGGCGCCAUAGUGCUGGCAGUUACCGUGGGCCUGUGCAACUGUGUGGUGUUGGACUUAGGUCGCAACAAUCGUAUAGAGGUCAACCUCCCCUGGCUACCUUUUGAAGGAGAGACUCGCUGCUAUGACGAGCUCGGUUGUCUCAACAUCACUCGGGACUGGUACCACCUCAUUUACCGACCUCUCAAUGUCUUCCCGCUGCCGAGAGAAGUCAUCGACACCAGAUUUGUCCUCUACACGCGCAAGAACCCGUUGGAAGGCCAGACUCUGCGAGCCAAUGCAGACAAGACAAUCCAGAAGUCCAAUUUUGACGCUAAGAAACAGACUAAGUUCAUCGUCCACGGAUUUAUUGACACACCUCUUAGCAGCUGGGUGAAGGAGAUGAGACGAGAGCUACUGAAGCAUUCUGACUGGAACGUGAUCGUAGUAGACUGGGCCGGAGGUUCCUUGCCUCUUUACACACAGGCUACGGCCAACACCAGACUGGUGGGGUUGGAAAUCGCUCACUUCAUCAACCACCUCAAGGACAAGUACGGGUUGAAGCCGAAGGAGGUACACAUCAUAGGUCACAGUCUCGGGGCACACACAGCGGGCUAUGCUGGUGAGAGGGUGGCCGGACUGGGCCGUAUCACUGGUCUGGACCCAGCUGAGCCUUACUUCCAGGGAAUGCCUGCUCAGGUGCGACUCGAUCCUAGCGACGCUCAGCUCGUCGAUGUCAUCCACACUGACGGCUCAUCGAUCUUCCUACUCGAAAGUUGGAUUCGCAACACUCAACGACCUCUACCUUCCGUCACUUUGCCGUCCAUCGGUUAUGGCAUGAGUGAGCCGUGUGGCCACGUAGACUUCUACCCUAACAACGGCAAGGAGCAGCCUGGCUGUGACCUCGGAGACACUCCGCCGUUGCCACUCACCGUCAUCAAAGAGGGAAUAGAGGAGGCGUCGCGGGUGCUGGUCGCGUGCAACCACAUCCGAGCAAUCAAACUGUUCACCGAGUCGAUCAACAGCCACUGUCCCUACGUCGCACAUCGCUGUCCUUCCUAUCAACAGUUCUUGCAGGGCCGAUGUUUCUCUUGUAAUGAAAACGCCACAGGAUGUGCAGUGAUGGGCCUCAAUGUACAGAAGCCCAACCACGCACCCGCAGGCUCAAAGUACUUUGUCAUGACGGGCAAGAAGGAGCCUUACUGUCGAUACCAUUACCGGGUGACGGUAGAUCUUGCCAAGCCACCCAAGGCAGAGUCGUGGGUCCAGGGGUAUAUGAAGGUGACGCUGCAUAGCGACAACAACAUCAUACGCAACCUCGAUCUCACUCCCAGCGGAUAUGAGAAGUUCCAACACGGGACUUCUCGUAGUUUUGUCGUGACGCAUGUAGACAACAUCGGGCCUGUACGCAAGGUUGAUCUGUAUUGGGAGUACGACAUGGACGUCCUGCAGCCGAGAUCCAUCUGCUUCCUCUGGUGCAACGACCACUUGUACGUCAGCACUGUCAAAGUCGAGGAAACCAAGGAUAUCAUGGCGAGAGACAAAAGAGCAACCGAAGUCAGCAGCAAGUUGUGUUCUACAGGACGAGAUUACGCAGAAAUUCCUUCAAGAGGAACGACAUUGUUCAUUGACCAGUGUGACCAACCGUUGACAGCAAAAGAUAAAGACAACUGAGAAAUACAAAGCCAACUGAAUGUCAUCAAAGUUCUUAGAGCAUGAAGAUAAGACAUUGUGCGGAUUGCCUUUGUAGCAAUCAAAUCUUCUCUAUGACAGAACUAAGAUUUCUUUAACCUACAAAUCUGAAGGUCAAAAAUAUGAUUCUCAUUUUUACUCUGUUGUCAUCUUACAUAAAUUGUGAUACUUUUGACAUUUUAAUUGACAACAGUGUUUGUGUGCAUCAUCA
Messenger RNA from Macrosteles quadrilineatus (aster leafhopper), 1891 nucleotides. Its product is annotated as pancreatic triacylglycerol lipase-like. Lineage: Eukaryota; Metazoa; Arthropoda; Insecta; Hemiptera; Cicadellidae. Bases 1 to 1662 code for a protein of 553 amino acids. The transcript is spliced from 11 exons. The record is from RefSeq and is a predicted model, not a curated record. Gene Ontology annotation, molecular function: triacylglycerol lipase activity; protein binding. Gene Ontology annotation, biological process: lipid metabolic process.